CACGCGGAGGGGGAGGGGUGCGGGGAAUUGGUAUGGCCGGACAGAAGUGGUGGAGUCUGCGGGAGUGAGUGGAGCAGGAGCAGCGCUGCCCGCCUCCGACAAAGGCAGGGAUGGAUGGUGACGGUUGGAGCGCCGCGUGAUUGGAAUCUUGACCCGGCUGUUGCAGUCGCCUCGCGCCGGUCCGCUCACUCUGAUUUUGCAGCCGUUUGGGGCCGCGGUUGGCGACCGCCCCCAACCUUCUCUCUCUUCCCCCCCCCCCCCCCAUCUCUCUCAUUUCACCUCUAAGGCAUCCGGACUGAAAAAGUGGGGGGAGGCGUCGCUUGGAGCACCAACGGGAGUUAUCCGUGAGUAGCCGCUGUCUGUGGACGGGUCUCCGCGCCCCUCUCUCCCUGUACGUUCGGGGAUGAAAUGAUCCGCUCCGACGUCUCUCUGAGCUGGGCUGAGAGCGCCUAAGUCUCGGCACCAUCUCCCAUCAUUAACGCCAUACAGCGAGAAGCGUCCCCCGCGGGCGGAGAAUCGGCGUGUCUUCAUCAGGAGGAGAGAGGAAAAAAAUGGGGGAGCAGCCCAUCUUCAGCACGCGAGCCCAUGUCUUCCAGAUUGAUCCUACCACAAAGAAGAACUGGGUGCCCACCAGCAAACAUGCGGUAACUGUGUCCUACUUCUAUGAUAAUACACGCAAUGUGUACAGGAUAAUCAGCCUUGAUGGGUCAAAGGCAAUAAUCAACAGCACAAUCACUCCAAACAUGACAUUCACAAAAACAUCUCAAAAGUUUGGUCAGUGGCCAGACAGUCGUGCAAACACUGUCUAUGGUCUCGGUUUUUCCUCAGAGCAUCAUCUAACUAAAUUUGCAGAAAAGUUCCAAGAAUUUAAAGAUGCAGCACGGAUAGCAAAAGAGAAAAUGCAGGAAAAAAUGGAAUUAACCAGUACGCCUUCACAGGAAUCUGCAGGAGGCGACUUGCAAUCACCUUUGACACCUGAGAGUAUCAAUGGGACGGAUGAUGAAAGAUCUAUUCAGGAUGUAACGCAAGACUCUGAUGCACGAGCUGAAAUUAACCAGAGUUCUCUGCCUUUCACUCACAGUACUACAAUUGGAAAGCAUUGGGAGUCUGAAUUGGCAACGUUAAAAACCAACAAUGCUAAACUUACAGCAGCACUACUGGAAUCUACAGCCAAUGUUAAACAGUGGAAGCAGCAGCUUACAGCUUACCAGGAUGAGGCAGAGCGACUACACAAACGAGUUUCUGAACUUGAAUGCCUGAGUGGUCAGGCAAAUGUGCUUAAGACACACAAAACUGAGUUGAAUAGGACAAUAGAAGAACUAGAGGCACAAAUGAAGGACAAAGAGGAGGAAAUUGAGCGACUGAAGAAGGAUAUUGAAGGAGCUAAGGAAUUGGAAACACAGAGGGACACUCUGUCACAGCAAUUACAGGAAGUAGAAACCCGCAAUCGAGACUUGGUGGAGCAAUUGGCAGACUUUGAGCAACGUCUGGAGAAGAGUCAGAAUGAGCAAGGGGUCUUCCGCAAUAACUUAAAAACACUUCUAGAAAUUCUAGAUGGGAAAAUUUUUGAACUAACAGAAUUACGAGAUAAUUUGGCAAAGUUAAUCGAAGGUAGCUAAAAUGAGAACCUCUGCAUCAGCUUUGUCAUCCAAAUACAGUACAUAUAAAGGCCAGAUUGAAAUCUAUCUUUCUUCACAGUGGAAGGAAUACUGUUGGCUCCCUUUAGCAUUCAGUAUCAGCAAAAGAUUUGCUUUGCGCUCUUUAUUUAGUGUUUUAUAUCCAUUACUUAAGGAGGAGCAAGCGUCUAAAAGCUAACUGCAAAUGAACAUUUCCCCAUAUAAUUCCCCUUUGAUUGCUAUGGUCAACAAUUUUGUAAAUUUAGGUUUUGAAACUCCCAUUAUUUCAUGAAUCUGCGUCAAAAUGUAUUGUAGGCAACUUGGAAAGAUCAAUGAUAGGACAAUUGAAGCCUUUUAAUUGCAAACAAAUGGAUUUUACUGAAUAAAAGAGACAGUAUCCCUUUAUACAGUUAUGUAAAGGCUGUUAAUAGUAACAUCCCCACCCUGUUUGCAUCUUAACCAAGUUUCAUUCAUUUUUGCUGUAAAAUUAUUAGAACAGUGAAAAAUGAUGCACUGAAAGAUGUAUUUAUUUAUGGGCUCCAAAGAAAUUCUUUAUAAGAAUGAUUUUUCAAUUUAUUAAGAACACUAAAUAGUUCUUUAACAAGGAUUAGAAAUGUUUGUGUGGUGUACAGUUUGAAUCUGAGAUAUACUCUGUGCAGGUCGAAAAAAGGGAUGAUGUCUCUUUAAAUAAAAGUGUCAGUUUAAUAUAACUGCUACCUUGUUAUUUACAAAACAUAUAUAUUGUGGUUUCCAAAGUAGUGCUGUUGCACUCGCCAUACAGACAUCUCAAAGUAAACUUAUGAAAAUCCAAAAAUGAAAUAUUGGGCAGAUGUUAGUUUUUAAGGUGUGUACUAUACAGCAAUAAUAGAAUGCUACUAUAAUUUUAAAAAUGUAUAAUUUAUUGAAAUGUGUUUUAUUCAGAGUAUUAUUUUAUUGUGCUCUUAAGUAAUUUAUAGGUUUGUAAGCAAACCUAAGUAAUGAUUAAUUGGUUAUUUUUCACAGCAUAUUUGAAAAGUGCAUUUUGGUUAAGGUUUAUGAAGCUUCUUGUACCUUGGAGAAUAAUUUACAUUUUUAAAAUGAAACUCUUGUUUCAGCGUUGGUGCUGUUAGGUCUGUGAAUUUUCAUUCUCUGAAGGCUCCAACAAAUAGUUGACUGAAAAACACAGCAGGAACAGAUUAUAAGUGAGAAAUCUAUUUACUAUACAUGCUAUAAGGGAUGUGAACAGUGGCUUACAAUGUACCUAUGAAUCUACAAUAAUAUGGUAGUCUUGGAGAGUUACACUUUUAAAUGUUUAUCAAGCUCUCUGAGAAGUUAUACUUAACCUAUAAGCGACUGAAAGUAUGGACUAAUGUUGCAAUAAUUGACAGAUUAGUUAAGACUACACUGGCAUGGAUCAUUUAAGAGAAGUCUCCAUUGCAAAUGAUCUGUAACAGAAAGAGAACCAGGAUGGUGAUAAAUAAUGAUUGAGUUGAGGAACCACAGAACUAAGCUGGUGAACAGAAGCGAAAAUAAAACUUUCAAAAUGUGAACGUGCUGCUAGAAUCGUAGUCUAGAAUAGAACUUGAUUGAGCCUGCUGAUGAGAUAUAUAUAUAUAUAAAAUAUAUAUAUAUAUAUUUUAAAAAUGACUUAAUUAUGAAUGUUUAUUUAAGAAAUGUUUGAAGAACAGAUUUCCUAACAUUGCAGUAAAACAAUGUAAAAUGUAAUUUCUGAAAAUCGUUUUCUCCCCCUCUUAGUCCCAUUAGUGAUUUAAUAUAGCUCAGUAAAGGAGUAGCUUUAUUCAGACAGAAAUGAACAUUUGGCACUUUCUGGAGCUUGAUUAUUGCUGAAUGAUCACUAACUUGAGGUGAAAACUAACUUCAUUGCAGUUGAAUCUCCUAAAGGAAGUGUAAAGAUUGUGUGAGAUAAACAGCAAAAUGUUUUGAAUAUAAAAAGCCUACAUAAAAGAUUCAUGAAGUCCUCCUUCUGGACAACCCACUCAUCUCAAAGUAAAUUGGAAUGGUUCCAGUUUGUUGCCAGUUUACUAAUAUGAACCCUAAUUAUCAAAAAUAUGAUUGCUUUUUACAACUAUUCAGAAAAUAAGAUUGUCCUUAAAUGGGAUAAUGAAAUAUUCAUCUGCCCCCUAGUGACUUUUUGGAUAUUUGUGUCAUCUCUCAUUCACUCAAUUUGGGGGUCAGAUCUGUUUUUCAUGUUUUUAAACUUUAUUGUUACACUGGGAUCAGGAAAUAUGACAGAGCCUUGACCCAAUACUGCAUGCUAAUGAAACAGAGGCCACUCUGUGUUUAUAGUUACAAUAAUUACAGUACAUUUAUUAGUGCAGCAAGGCUGCACUAAAUAGUUUUGUGUAGCAAGUUCAAAGAGGUUUGAUAAAGGGAAAAGGAGUUGCAACUUUGUUCUAUAGUUUGUUAGGGCAUUCUGCAGAACGAGCAUAAAUGAGCAUAAGUGAACUAUUUCACUUGGUUUUCAGAAGAUCGUGCCACUGGAGUUUCUCUGGCAUUUUGAGAUGUAAAUAAUUAAAUAUUGUUAACACUGCAAAGUCUAAUUUAUUUUCCAAUAUGUUGAAUCCUGAAGAAGAAUGCUCAGUGGCAUCUCAAACUGAUGUUUAAUUAAAGGUUGUAUCUGACUUUGCUAACCUGUCUAAUCUAAAUUACAUUGCUCACGUAUUUCCUUUCUCUUUUUUAUGUGUUUUGAGAACACUCAUCAAAACAGUGGAUUUAAACUACAGACACGCCUGUGCUUUUAUAGAUCCACAAAAAUCAAUUUGUACUUUCCAACGCAACUUCCUGGAGAUGCAGUGUGGGCGUAUUUGUUUGAAAGGCAGUGAGUUAAAGUAUUUUAAGACACAUGAAUAAUCUUUGAUUGUGUCUUAGGUUGGUAGCAUUCUUUUAAUCAUGUUACCAAAAUGUGACAACAGUUGCAUGUUGAAGUUUUGAGUUAAAUGGUGUUAUGCUUAGAUAAUUCUGUAUGGUGUUAACUUUGAACCAGAGUAAGUUGGUAGGGUUUUGAAGCACUUGGCAAUUGACAUAAUCAGCUUCAGGUCCUUCAUUAUGACAUGGAACAGGUGUGUUUGAAUGUUAUAAUUGAUAAGUAGGUGCAAAUCUAAUAAUGUAUAAUACAGAGCUCUCCUAAUCUGAGCAUGUACAGUAUGGUGGGUCAACGCUCAAGGCAAUUCUGUUGUUAUGCCACUAUUUAUGGUGUAACUGUAUUAUUUCUCAAUAUGUGGCUGGUCAACAGCUGUGCCAAAAUUGACAAACCCAGUGUCCUUUUUACAAAAACUGUCAGUGAUUCUUUUUUAUAUGUGAAUGUCUUUCCAAAUAUGGAGUCAUUGAUUUAUUGCAAUACUGUAAUAUUCUUAUGGUGUGUCUUAAGGUGGAUUUUAUGAUUUUAGAAUCCAUGUAAGCCCUUGUGCCAAAAGAACCUGUUUGUACUGUAUUAAAAACUGCAACAUUGCAGACUU
This is a messenger RNA of Chiloscyllium plagiosum (whitespotted bambooshark), 5071 nucleotides long. Its product is annotated as homer protein homolog 1-like. Gene Ontology annotation, molecular function: G protein-coupled glutamate receptor binding. The record is from RefSeq and is a predicted model, not a curated record. Gene Ontology annotation, biological process: G protein-coupled glutamate receptor signaling pathway. NCBI's taxonomy places the organism in Eukaryota, Metazoa, Chordata, Chondrichthyes, Orectolobiformes, Hemiscylliidae.